UGCAUGCAGUUUUGCCACUCGUAGUUAUCACUAGUUUCUUCCAGUUUCCUCCAGGUUCUUGGCUCGCGUCGUACUCGCUAACCUCUGUCGCAGGUCCGUAGCGCUUUCGGGCCUGUCCGUGGCCUAAUUUAGUAUCUCCGAGUUGACUCAAAAAGCCCACGCGUAGCCCUUUCGUGCCUCUCUGCGACCCUCGCCAAUGUCAGCGUGGUUAGCGCAACCCUGAUUAAUUCCUCGUUAAUCCAACGACCUAGCGUGCUCCAUCGCUGCCGUUCUUUCGCCAAUAAUAUGCUCGUCUGAGACCGGACGUUAAUAAGCCUAUAACACGGCUUCCUCGUUAGCCGUUUCCGUAACUUUUCAGGAACCCAUUAUUCGCGUUUCCUAAACUUCCCCGAGUCACAACUAGCCAGGCGCGAUGUUUAAGAACUUCUACGGCCAAUCGCAGCCGCCGCGGUCGCCGUCGAAGCCGCCCGACGCGGCGGCGAAGUUCCUCGCGCACUCGCGGAGCAUGCCGCCGUACCGCGUCAACGCGGGCGCCGCCGCAGGCGGCGGAGGGGUCGGGGGAGCGGGAGGGGUAGCUCCCCCGCUCCCCACUGCCCUCUCCUCCUCCUCCUCCACCUCCACUGCCCCCAUAUUUAACGACGAGCCUACUAGCGACAUCCAUAUCGAGAUCUUGAAUCGUAAGGGGGAGCUGCACGCCGUACUUAAUCUGCACACCUCCGUGCUUCGCGAGCAGAGCGACUACUUCUUCAACGCGCUGGCGAAGCGCGCCGUGCGCGACCCGAUCCAGGGCGCGACGAUCUCGCACGACGCCGCGGGGACCACCUUCACGAUCCAGGCGAGCGGCCACGUGGCAGACCCCGACGCUUACGUGUCAACAUUCCGCAUGUUCUACCUCGAAGAGGAGGAACUUCCGGACGAGAUCCAAUGCCUGGGGUCCGUGUGGCGCGUGCUCGAAACCCUAGUAAUCUCCUCCGAACUUCAGUUCCACAUGUGCACGAGCGCGUGCGUCGACUACCUCGAAUCUGUGCCGUGGAACGACGACGAGCUCGAGGAGAUCCUACGGCUGGUGUCGCAGCUCGAGCAUCUGCAGGACGCGCGCCCGAUCCUGGACCGCCUGCCCGUGCGCACGUGGGACGAGGAGAGCAUCUCGGACGCGCUCCGCAUCCUCUUGAUCCGCGCCGUCGCGUUUCACGACACGCGCCAGGGCGGCGGCGCUGGGAAGCUGGAAGGGGAAGAUCCCGGGGGGAGGUUGGCAGCAGCGGCGGCGGGGAGGGGCGGGGGAAAGGCGGCGGAGGUCGCCCCGGGGACGAUGGAGUGCCGGGAGGCGGCGAGCGCUAUUCUGCGGAACCGGCACGAGCCGACUCUUAGCCUUAAGACUAAGAAGGCGGUUCUUAGAGAGACGUUCGUGGACCUGCUGCAGUGCCUGUGGUCCGAGCAGCGCGAGCUCAAGCGCCGCAACUCGUCCUGCACGCGCGCCGCCGCUGCCGCCAUGGGGGGAGGGGGAGGGGGAGCGCCGGGCCCGUCCCCGCGCACCCCCAAGGAGGCUCCGCUGCCGCUCCCCGCCACUUCCCCCGCAGGGAGCGACGGCAGGGGCGCGCGCGGGGAAGCCUCCGCGCCCGCGCACCAUGACGUUCCCGCGCCGUCCCCGCGCCCGCGGGGGGAAGAGAGUGCGGGGGGGGGCGCGGGGCCGGGGGGGUUGAGCGAGGAGGACGAGAGCAUGCUGGUGAUGGUGUACGGGCCGCAGGGCGCGCUGACGUGGCUCGUAGGGCUUAUGUUGGAGUUCUCUAUGGCGGAUGAAGUGUUCAAGUGGCUCGCCACUGAUAACGAGUUCGUCUCCCAGGUUCGGCACAGCAGCUCACUGACGCAAAGACAGGCUCGGGAGCAGGGUCGGGGACCCGAGCCUGCAGAGGCGGAGGGGUUGCCAGCCCAGGCUGCGGGUCAGGGAUUCGCUAAGAGCUUCAGCUUCUCGACCCAGGGGCUGGAGACUGUUAACGAGGAUGAGGGGAGUGCGGAGGGGGGGGCGGAGGAGGGGGACGAUGGGGGGGUGGACAGUGUUGCUUCGCCAGGGAAAGGGCAAGCAGGGGGAAGCGGAGGGGGGAGCGGAGGGGGGAGUGGAGUGGGAGGGGUGGGGGGAGGAGCAGCGGUGUCGAGGGGAGUGCUGUGGCCGGGGUCGCUCUAUGUGGUGAAGUCAGCGCUCGUGGGGACCAUGUCUGCCAUGCUAUCGAAGCGGCUUGUAGCGAAUCCGCAGCUGCGCGUGUCGUUCGUGCGGCUGUGGCUGCCCGUGCUGCUGGAAAUAUGCUCCACUGCUGGUGGUUGUAGCAGCAGCAGCAGCAGCAGAAGUGGGAGCAGCGGCAACGGACCUUCGUCACUUACCCCGGCCCAGCCUAAUCUCACCUCCACGCCCAACCCCACCUCCCAACAGCAGCAGCCGCAACCGCAGCGGUACCAACUCCUGGGGUUCGAUCUGACGGCUGAGGAGCGCGCGGCACUGGUGUCCGGAUUCAAUGAGCUGGUGCUCACUCUGCCGGCCCACGAGCAGCUCAACACCUACACCCUCUGGUACCAGAUCGCCUUCUGGACCAAACACGCUGGCGCCGUGCCCCACUCCCUCCCCCCGCUGCCCUCCCCUAUUGCUGCCGCUGCUGCCGCUGCGCGUGCUUCGCUCUUUUCCUCCCGCCCCGCCCCCCCGCAGCUGGCGAUUCCCGAGGUGGGGAGUGCGGAGGGAGCGGGGGGAGGGAGAGGAGGAGGUGUAGGGAGCGGUGGGGGAGAUGGUAGGGAGGAGAGCUGGUUCAACCUGUCGCACGCGUAUAGGAAGUGGCUCACACGGCUUGGCAGGCCGUGCUAAGGGCCGUCUUCAGGUGGAGUGGGGCUGGAGUUGGGUCUGCACUGCAUGCACUGCAUUCACUGCAGCACUGCAACACAGUAGCACUGUAGCACUGAGGGGUGGGGAGCGGUGGGGUGGGGGGGAUGGCAAGGAGGAGAGCUGGUUCAACCUGUCGCACGCGUAUGGGAAGUGGCUCACUCGCCUGGGCUGGCCGUGCUCGUGGGGGGGGGGGCUUCAGGUGGUGCUGGGGGUGGGUGGGUGUGCAGCAGCAGCAGCACUGCGUACACAUGCCCUGCAUGCUGAACUGCAGCAGUGCAGCGUUUUUUCAAGGCACGCAAGAGUGAGCUGAGCUUGCUGUGUUACAUUUCAUCAAGGCAAAAACGCUCGUCUAUUUUUGAGGCGCCUCAAAAAUACGCUCUGUGCCACGCACACCUUAGCUCCGCCUGUUAGCCAUCUCUUCACUGGUUAACCGUUUUGACGGCCCUGCGGCCUGCCCCCUCCCAUGUUGCGACCUUGCUGCCUUCUUGCUCUACCCGUCCAUUCGAUGCUUGUCCAGUAUGCCCCCUCCUUUCCCAGUUCCCUGUAGUGUAUGUGCUUACAGCCGAUCUCUUCUGCUUAUAACGAAUGUUUGAAAUGUUUACGUAC
Messenger RNA from Closterium sp. NIES-67, 3469 nucleotides. NCBI's taxonomy places the organism in Eukaryota, Viridiplantae, Streptophyta, Zygnematophyceae, Desmidiales, Closteriaceae. The record is from the annotation of a GenBank genome assembly.